This is a messenger RNA of Heterobilharzia americana, 1104 nucleotides long. The record is from the annotation of a GenBank genome assembly. Lineage: Eukaryota; Metazoa; Platyhelminthes; Trematoda; Strigeidida; Schistosomatidae.
AUGACAAAAACAGGUGAUUACUUAUCAUCUCCAUUCAGUGUUUUCCUACUACUUGCAACACUUUUGGGUUCUGGAGGAGUCAAAGGUAAUACAAAAGUGCAGAUAGCUGAAGCUUUGGAAAUCUAUGAUUGUACAGGGAAACAAGAAAUCAUUUCUCAGUUGUUUACACCAUUAUAUCAUAAUUUGACAGCAGAGCAAGUAGAUGGCAAAAAAAUGAUCACUAUUGGAAAUGGAAUGUUCAUAAGAAAUGGGGCUAAAAUCAAGUCUGAUUUUUCAAGGAAAAUGACAAAGAAAUUCUUCACUGAUGUCUGUAACGUGGAUUUCUCUGACCAGAGAGAUACUACACGAAAGAUCAAUGGAUGGGUCAGCAAUAAAACAAAUGAAAUGAUACCGGAGCUCUUGAAACAGCCACUGAAAAAGGAUACCUAUUUAGCGCUGAUCAAUACACUGUACUUCAAAGGCAAGUGGCAGAAACCUUUUCCUAAGUAUUCCACAUCGGAAAAUACUUUCAAACCACUUAAUCAACCCGUUAUAAAAAUACCAAUGAUGCAAAUCACUGAUAGAAUCGAUUAUGGAAAAUUCUCAAAUUUCAAAGUUCAUGUCAUCAGCAAAGAGUUUUCGAAUCCACGAUUCACAUUUGUUGUGAUCUUACCAAUUGAAUCUGGAAAACUUCAAUAUCCUGAAAGAUUUCUACGUGGUGAAGUUCAACUACCAAAUUUGAUGAAGAAACUUCAUCCUACUCAAGUUUAUUUGAAAUUACCAAGAUUUAGAAUGGAUUCAUCAUUUGAUCUAAUUGAAACAUUAGGAAUGUUGGGUAUAACUGAUUUAUUUGACUCAGUUCUUGCAGAUAUGAAAGGUAUAACUGAGGCUAAAAUCUACGCCGAUGUACUUCAACAAAGUACAGCUCUCAAAGUCAAUGAGGAAGGAGUAGAAGCUUCAGCUGCAAAUAUACUCAGCGUUGGUGUGAGGAGUAUGCAACCGCCGCCGCGUGUUCACUUCAUUGUCAAUGAAUCAUUUGUCUGUUUUAUAUACGACAAAAUACUGGGAACUCCAUUGUUCGCUGGUCGUGUUAUUAAACCAGUUAUAAUAUCCAAUGACAAAUGA